This is a messenger RNA of Brassica rapa (field mustard), 1949 nucleotides long. RefSeq lists its product as uncharacterized. The record is from RefSeq and is a predicted model, not a curated record. Lineage: Eukaryota; Viridiplantae; Streptophyta; Magnoliopsida; Brassicales; Brassicaceae.
UCAGAUGAUCUCCUAUGUUUUCCAGCACCAUUAUCGUAUUAAACUCGACUUUGUUUACUUGAAAAGUAUAAUACGAUUGGUUAUGGAUGCAAUUGCAUUACUUGUGUAGGAAAUCAAAGUAAGUAUACAAAAACUACUAAAUGAAAUCAGCCUUUACAAAUAAGCUGAAAAAAAAAUACAAUUAAGUUAAGAAAACUAACAUAUAAUGUAUGCUUAUGCAGGAUAUAUUCAAUGUCAUAAUAUGAAAGCUAAAUACAGAAUACGAUUAGAAAUGUAUAUUAAAACCACAUUUAAAUUAAAACAAUUGAACAAAAAUAAUAGAAGACAACUCAGAUGGUUGGCAAAAAGAAGAAGAUGGAGUAAUGUAACGUAAGAUUCUUUCUUUUAAAAGAGAGAACAAUGAAAGUUUCAUGUCUUUUAUGUAUAUAAAUCUGGACACUAUGAACAAAGCUAAAAGUGAAUAUCAAGAAAAGAUUAAAAAAAAUCCACAGAUAUUCGAAACUGUUAAACCCGAAAACAAAAUGAUGUCAAAAACUAAAAACACGUUUAAGAAAAUAAAAGUAUGUACUAUAAUUUAUAAAUUGUUCAUGAAAGGUAAGCCAUUAAUUUUGUCUUUAAAAGUCGAGUGCCAAUAGGAAUACAACAAAACUCUUUAUGUGUAUUAUGGAUGAGAAUAAAAAACGAUCUAGAAGUAGUUAAUGUUAACCAUCCAUCGUAAUCAUAAAUACUUGAGGUGAGGUCUAUAAGAUAACAAGAGCUAUUAAAAAAAUCUUCCAAAACAUUGAUCUAUAAUCCAUGGAUAUUGUUCUCAAAUUCGUUGCAUUCAUAAUUGCAUCCUCUUUAUUUCAGUCCGGAGAAACUUUAAAAGUUCAUAAAUCCUUUAAGGUAAAUGGAAAGAUGAUAUACAAUUGUGUGGAUAUUUACAAGCAGCCUGCGUUAAACCAUCCUUUACUCCAAAAUCACAAAAUUCAGAUGGAACCAUCUUUUUCAGUCCCUAAAUCAAAUCGAUUUGAAAAUAAAAUGCGUAAAAAUAUAAUCGGUUGUCCAAACGGAACAGUUCCUAUAUUGAAAAACAUAAAAGACCAUGCUGCAAAUACUCAAUAUUUUGCAGAAAAGUAUUUCAAUCCACUCACAGUUGAAAGUCAUGGAACACAUUUUGCAGGAAUUAGAUUGCAAAAGGAUGGUCCUUACUAUGGUAUAGCAGCUUGGAUAAGUGUACAUGACUUAAACAUUAGUAGAGACCAAGCUUCAUAUGCCAACAUGUAUGUUGGCAAUCGAGUAAACAACAAAGAAAAUUUUAUUCAAGUUGGUUGGAUGAUAAAUCCAAGUGUACUUGGAGAUGGACGACCGUGGAGUUAUGGAUUUUGGAGGGGUGUCAACGGAGCAGGCUGUUAUAAUACAGUGUGUCCUGGUUUUAUUCAAGUGUCAAAAGAUGAUCCUUUAAGUGAACCAUUACCUAAUGCUCCAGAAGGAAAAAGAAACAUUGCUCUAACUAUUCAGCAGGAUACGGACACAGGUCACUGGUGGGUAACAGAUAUAGAAGAAGGCAAUAAACCAGAUAUACAUAUUGGUUAUUGGCCUAAAGAACUAUUUGAUCUAAUGGGUGGUGGUGCGAACAUACUUGGAAUUGGAGGAGCAGUCCAGUCUUCACCUUCCGGUGUAAGUCCACCAAUGGGUAAUGGUCAUUUACCAACAAAAAAGGACAUGGAUUCAGCACGCGUUUCAGAGUUCCUCUACAGAUACGAAAACUCAGACUUCAAGAAUUAUUACCAAUAUUCUAAGUUGGAUAAGCUAUUAGACAGUGAAAAAUGCUAUGGCUUAAAAAAGGGGGACGACUAUUUUUUCACAUUUGGUGGACCGGGAGGAAAUUCAUGUGGAAUAUAAACAUUACCAGCUAAAACUAUGUUAAUGCUAUUAUAUAAUAAUAAAGUAUUUGAUUGUUGGCUUUA